Molecule: messenger RNA, 838 nt
Organism: Physeter macrocephalus (sperm whale)
Lineage: Eukaryota; Metazoa; Chordata; Mammalia; Artiodactyla; Physeteridae
Product: putative serine protease 47
Exons: 3
Biological process (GO): proteolysis
Molecular function (GO): serine-type endopeptidase activity
Source: RefSeq, a predicted model, not a curated record
AAAGUCCCAGGCCCUGGAGACCUACCAGGUUGUGUUAGGAAGCACCCAGCUGCACCAGCACACCCAGCACACCCGAGAGAUGUCCCUGAGCCGGAUUAUCACGCACCCAGACUUUGAGAAGUUACAUCCCUUCGGGAGUGACAUAGCCAUGUUGCAACUGCUGUUUCCUGUGAAUUUCACCUCCUACAUCAUCCCCGCCUGCCUCCCAGUCCCUGGCGUGCAGCUACCCAGUAACUCAUCCUGCUGGAUAAGUGGCUGGGGGAUGCUCAACGAGGAAAGGCUGCGCUGGAUGCUUGAUGUGCGUGUUGGACAGGCGAGUGGGGGAGCACCAAGCAUGGCUAUGGCCCCUGCUCCUCCACCCCCACCCCCGAGGAUGGGACCUUCGCUUUGGCUGAUGAGUGAGGGCAUUUCCAACCAGAUGGUCCUGCCCUGGCAGCAUUUUAGGACUCCAGCAGCUUUCUGGCGACCACCCACCUUCUCCCUGAGCAAAACGGGCUGCCUCCACCAGGCCUGGGGCGAUUCCGGGGGGCCUCUGGUCUGUGACUUCGCCAGUGCCUGGGUUCUGAUGGGGCUGUCCAGCUGGGGCUUUGACUGCCGUCAUCCCAUCUACCGCAGCAUCUUCACCAACGUCACCUACUUCACCGACUGGAUCGUCGAGAUCCAGAGACUCACACCUCUCCCUGAGCCCACGUCCGCUCCUUCUCAGACCCUGUUUCCAUACCAGACUCUGCAGGCUGCGCGCUCACCUGGGCCUCGCACAGUCUUUGUGCCUCCACAGAGCUGGUCCCUGCUAUUGUUCGUGCUUGGGGCCGCAUGGACAGCCCUGCAGUGAUCCCCA